GUCAUCCUGUGAGGUCAGUCUUUCGGUGCGCAAGCGCACGUAUUUUGCGGCCGUCCGGAGCCGGGCUGGGAAGAUGGUUCUGAAGUGGGCCUGAAAUCAGGAGAGUGGCAAAUACUGACCCGAUCAGUAAUUGGAAGGAGACAGGCAGUUGCCGACGUAAAUCUGUGUGUGUGAGAAAUUAGGUCCUUGAGGAGGUUUGGCAAGGGGGGGCGGGGAAUAUAUUCCAGAGAGAGAAAAGGAGAAAAAAAAGACCCCGAAAGGCGAAGGGGUGAUUGAGAUGUUGUUGGUGUCGGGGCAACAGCUCCAGGAGGGCCCGGUUUGAGAUUCAUCAUCAUCAUCAUCGUCGUCGUCAGUAAUCAGUCUGCUUCGAAGAUGUGGCUCAAGCUUUUCUUCCUGCUCCUCUACUUCCUCGUCCUCUUCGUGCUGGCUCGCUUUUUCGAAGCCAUCGUGUGGUAUGAGACCGGGGUGUUCGCUACGCAGCUGGUGGAUCCCGUGGCUCUGAGCUUCAAGAAGCUCCGCACCAUUCUGGAGUGCAGGGGAAUUUGCUACGCCGGCCUGCCCGAGAAGAAAGAUGUCCGGGAGCUGGUGCAGAAAUCAGGUGAUUUGAUGGAGGGUGAGCUUUAUUCUGCACUUCGGGAAGAGGAAGCAAUGGAAUCUACCUCCAGCACCAACUUCAGUGGUGAGAUGCACUUCUACGAGCAAGUGGAAGACACUAAAGAUGGCAUAUGGCUGGUCCAAGUCACAGAAUGGUCAUUAAAAAUAAGAAAGGAAAUGAGGGUGAUUGACAGACAAAUUAGAGAUAUUCAAAGAGAAGAGGAAAAAGUAAAGCGAUCUGUGAAAGAUGCUGCAAAGAAAGGCCAAAGGGAUGUGUGCACUAUAUUAGCAAAAGAAAUUGUGCAUUCAAGAAAGGCCGUGGGAAAGCUGUAUGCAUCAAAAGCUCAAAUGAACUCUGUCCUUAUGAGCAUGAAGAACCAGCUAGCUGUAGCAAGAGUCACUGGUUCCUUGGAGAAGAGCACAGAGGUGAUGAAAGCCAUGCAGAGUUUAGUAAAACUCCCUGAAAUUCAAGCCACCAUGAGAGAACUGUCCAAAGAAAUGAUGAAGGCAGGGAUUAUUGAGGAGAUGCUAGAGGAUACUUUUGAAAGCAUGGAGGAUGAGGAAGAAAUGGAAGAAGCAGCAGAGAUGGAAAUUGACAAAAUACUUUUUGAGGUUACUGCAGGUGCUCUUGGGAAAGCUCCCAGCAAAGUCACAGAUGCUCUCCCAGAGGCAGAGCUUGAAGGGGCUACUGCUGCAUCUGAUGAGGGUGAAGCAGAGGAAGAUAUUGAAGAGAUGCAGUCACGGCUGGCUGCCCUUCGGAGUUGAACUUUGUAAAUAACUUGGUUGUACAGUUUCUCCUUUUACAAUUUUACUCCAAUAACAUAACUAAGUUGCACUUAAUGGAUAUCCCUUCUCCUUUCUGGUCAAUGUAAUUUUGUUUCUCCAAAUAGUAAACGUUUCCUUCUUAAUGAAAGGUAAAUGCUGUUAAAUUUGUACAGAUGGAAAGGUUUCCUAAGAAAAACAAAAAUUGCACUUGUGAAUGUUAUUUCUUUGUUAAAUCAGCAUUGUCUCGUCAACAUACUUUGCUCAGCUUUCCAUUCAGUGUAAUGAUUUCAGUACUUUAAUAUUAAUUUCUUACUGUUUCAAGUGUACUUCCCAGGCAUGCAAUUAAGUUUGGGGUCCCUGCUCCUGUAACUUGAAUAAUGAUUGUGAAGGACAUACAGUUGAGGCAUGUUUUUAUCUUAUCCUUUCAUCAUUUGGGAUAGAGACAUUAGCUAUCUGUUUGUUUAUACUUCAGGUUUUUUUACAUGGAUAGAGUACAUAAAGACACUUUGUUCACGUGGCCUUAAUUGUAGCAAUGGAUAGUCCAUAAGCGUUUCAAAAUAAACGCUUUUGAACGAUGGUGCAAAAUUCAAUGAUGGUUGCUUGGGGGAUAUAAAAGUCUGGCAGCUUAUAUAGUCCUUCAUAUAAGUGUUCUGUUACUUAAAGCAAGUUUUCUUAUAAAUCGUGGGCAGCUAAUUUUUAGUGUUGCCACCUUUGGCUUUAUCACAAGUGUGAAGACAUCUAGAGAUUUUGAAUUAUUUUGAGAAUUUUUUGCCAUAGCCUUUAACACUGUUGACUUGAGAAUGUCAAAUAAUCCCAAAUAGUAGUGCAAAUGAUUCCGACAAUCUGAAUUUAAAAACAAUAAGCUAGAUAAGCUCAGCCUCUUUAGGGAGAAAAACAGUUGAUGUUUCAGCUCUGAGACUUUUCAUCACAAAAAUUUGAAUUAGAAGAUGGCUUAUCACCGGUAUAACACUAAAAUCUCAUUGCUGAGCAACACUAUCUAUUUGCAUUUAAAAUGUUUUUGCUUUCUCCACUAGUCGUGGAACCUUUUAAUUUUCUUGUGCAGGCAUACGUUAAAUUAAUGGUGCCAACUUGUGGAACCUUGCAAGUUGUUGCAAGGUUGUGCAGCUUGAAAAGAAUAUUGGUUGUAGAGAGCAUCUUUAUUGAUCUCUCCAUCACAAGACACUGACAAGUGCACUUGUGGCUUGUUCAGCUUGAGGAACGAAAGCAAGUGAAAACCCUGAUGCACUUGGAGCCUUUGAUGUUGGGGCAUCUAAUUUUACAAUCCGUUAAAUACUUGGAGUAGUCACUUAUUACAAUGUAGGAAUUACAGUGGCACUAUACUUGGGCUACAAUACAAUACAGCAACUUUAAGCAGAAUUUGACUAUUUUACUUUGAUAUAUAUUUAUGAAUAGAUUGUGGUUUUUGGAUUUGAUUUAGCAGAUUGUAGAAACACUCCUGAAUGACACAAUACUCAAAACUGAACAGGAAUCUGGGUUCCAGACGUAUGCUGUAUUUGAAGUAAUAAAUUCAGUUGGUUAUUGCUGUCCCUAAUACAUCAUCCUCAAUAGACCCGUGUCACAACCAGCUUUUUUCAUGUUGAAGUAAUACUGAAGCAGGAUUGACUGCAGUGAUACUCGUUUGUUGGGCAUUUAUAAAUUGUUGAGGUGGUCAUACUGGACUUAUAAUAUUGCAAUUUCACACUAACAUCAAAUUAUGCAGUAUCUUGAUCUAUAAACAUUUAAGAAUAGAGGUACAGGAAUAAGGAACAUGCCCAUGAUUUAGUUCAUCACUGCCCAAAAAUAGUUGAGAUUCAUGGGAUCUGUACUUCUUACUGAAACUUUGUAUUGUAAAAAUCACCUCAACCAUCUUAAUAAAUUUUUUAUACAAAUUUUAAA
This is a messenger RNA of Rhincodon typus (whale shark), 3255 nucleotides long. RefSeq names its product charged multivesicular body protein 3. Gene Ontology annotation, cellular component: ESCRT III complex; multivesicular body; endoplasmic reticulum. The record is from RefSeq and is a predicted model, not a curated record. The coding region runs from base 373 to 1359 and encodes 328 amino acids. The transcript is spliced from 7 exons. Gene Ontology annotation, molecular function: ubiquitin-protein transferase activity. Lineage: Eukaryota; Metazoa; Chordata; Chondrichthyes; Orectolobiformes; Rhincodontidae. Gene Ontology annotation, biological process: endosome transport via multivesicular body sorting pathway; protein transport; late endosome to vacuole transport.